Molecule: messenger RNA, 669 nt
Organism: Trichoderma aggressivum f. europaeum
Lineage: Eukaryota; Fungi; Ascomycota; Sordariomycetes; Hypocreales; Hypocreaceae
Exons: 2
Coding region: 1-669 (222 amino acids)
Source: RefSeq, a predicted model, not a curated record
AUGACAUCAACAUCGAACCCGCUGGUACGAGAUCUCAACUAUUUCGUCCUCUCUGCAGCGAAUCCGGCCGCCAUUCAUCUUCUAUCGGAAAUCCAGUCCAAAUCAUCACCACCGACCCUCCAUAGCGGUGAGGAGACCAUUGGCUACCGCAUAUCCAUCCCUUCUCACAACUCGCGCCAGGACGAGGUUUGCUACAAGUGGAGGGUUGGCGCUGGUCCCUCGCCAGCCAUCGCCAAGAUGGGGGAUAUUUUUGUCCCGGAAAUUCUUCUCUGCCCGCAGGAUACAUCACAGACACCAAGCUCCAAGACAGUUCGCGCAUACAUCAAGCACAUUCACGCCGUUCUUUUCCUCCAUCCGCAGUCAGGAGCUCUGAAAUAUGCGCGGGGCCAGACAGCAAAGUCAAGUCUUGCGUUCUGCGGCGAAGGAAAAACUACCUCCAAUUCGGCCCAUACCGUUUCCUUCUCGAGUUUACCGUUAGCCAUCAAGACCGAGGCAGAUUCAGCAAAACCAUCGACCGAUCUCUUCAUCAUCGCCAUCAUAAGCUCUUUAGCUUCAUUCCUAGCACAGAUAUCGAAACUCUCUGGAACGUAUGGCUGCAUCGUAAAGUUCCGAAUUCAUCCUCACUACAGACUGGAGUUCACAUUUACACCGGGCAGCCGGUGGCAGUAA